AUGGAUUCUCGUGAUAUUAUUUCUUGGAACACCAUCAUCUCCUGUUACGGUUUCAGCGAUUAUCCUCACGAAGCUUUACUACUUUUCGAAGAGAUGAAAGCAGAAGGUUUUCAGGCCAACAGAGUCACCUUCGUUGCUCUCCUAACAGCUUGUAGUCAUGCAGGGAAGCUCAAAGAGGGUUUCCAAUUCUUCGAAGCAAUGAGGAAGCAAUAUGGAAUCAUUCCUGAUGUAAGCCACUAUGCUUGUCUGGUGGAUUGCAUGGGAAGAAUAGGAGAACUUCAUGGGGCGUAUGAAUUCAUUAAAAAUAUGCCUAUUGAACCUGAUGACUGUGUUUGGAGUGCGUUGCUUAGUAGUUGCAGGAUUCAUGGUGAUUUGGAUCUAGCAGAAGUAGCAGCUAGCCAUCUUAUACAGUUGAAGCCACAACAUUCAGGAUAUUGGGUUCUUCUAUCUAACAUAUAUGCUGAUGCUUCCAGGUGGGAUGAUGUGGCUAAAGUGAGAGCAGCCAUGAAAGAGGCGAGUGUGAAGAAGUUUCCAGGUUAUAGCUGGAUUGAAAUUAGUCAGAGUGAGGUGCACCAGUUUCUUACUGCGGAUAAAUCUCAUAAAAAUAGUGGUGAUAUUUAUCUUGCUCUGGAAGGACUGACCUUGCAGUUGCAAGAUGAGGGUUAUGUCCCCCGCCUGGAUUUGAAGUUUUCUUGGAAGGGCUCAUUUGAUUGCUUGAAGUCAUAG
Messenger RNA from Phalaenopsis equestris, 726 nucleotides. Its product is annotated as pentatricopeptide repeat-containing protein At4g21065-like. Gene Ontology annotation, molecular function: protein binding; RNA binding. The record is from RefSeq and is a predicted model, not a curated record. The coding region runs from base 1 to 726 and encodes 241 amino acids. The transcript has a single exon. Gene Ontology annotation, biological process: RNA modification. NCBI's taxonomy places the organism in Eukaryota, Viridiplantae, Streptophyta, Magnoliopsida, Asparagales, Orchidaceae.